Molecule: messenger RNA, 4963 nt
Organism: Daphnia magna
Lineage: Eukaryota; Metazoa; Arthropoda; Branchiopoda; Diplostraca; Daphniidae
Gene: Rich
Product: guanine nucleotide exchange factor subunit Rich
Exons: 6
Coding region: 180-4580 (1466 amino acids)
Biological process (GO): retrograde transport, endosome to Golgi; intracellular protein transport
Cellular component (GO): Golgi membrane; cytosol; Ric1-Rgp1 guanyl-nucleotide exchange factor complex
Molecular function (GO): protein binding
Source: RefSeq, a predicted model, not a curated record
GAUGGCGUGCUAGAAGGUAAAAAAAAAGAGAAUUUAGAGUAAUUUGACCUCUUCACUUGCUGUUUUUGUGUGAGCUGUCAACAAUAUGUUUAUGUAGACUAAACCGCAGUUCUCUGUUUUGUCUGUUUAGUUGAUCUGAUUAGAUCUUUGUAUAAAAAUCUUUGCCAAAGGGUUGAGGUAUGUACUACCCGGUCAAUUGGCCAAGAGUAAUCCGGCUGCCCACUCUGGGUAGCCCGAUUAUUCAUCGAGUCGUAUGCAAUAGGGAUAAAAUCCUUGUAGCUGUUUUGUCUUCCGACACCCUCACAAUACUGUAUAAUAAGCCAUGUGUUCCAGUGGCCUGCUUGAAACGAGACGAUAAAUCACUAAAUGAACACGGAGAAAAUCAGGAAGUGGAGUGGAAGCCAGAUUCUUCUGCUAUUGCCAUCACUACAUCUAAGGGCUACUUGUCAUUCUAUGAUCUGAGUUUCCUGUCAGAUCAGCAACACUUGUACGAGCAGAAAGAUUCUUCAGUUCCAGGAUUGAGAAGAGAGAGUGCUGAAUUAUUUGUUAAAGACAGCAUUCCAGCAUUCAGUCUUAAGCACUGCAAAACAAUACCAAUUGACAGUGGUGCUACAGGGAUGGUUUGUAUUCGGGAUGAACUGAUGGUGGCAACUAAAUAUGGUCAUAUUUUGCGAUAUCAUUGGAAUGGAACCCUCAAUCGCGACUAUUGCCUUGACUUGAGGCGGGUGCCCUUUUGCGUUGAUCAACUUGCUGCCAGAGCUGUUCCCAUAACAGAACCAAACACAUUCGUCUCACUAAUAGAUUACUCCCCAUUACUGGGCGGGUUCGCUGUAGUCCUAAAUGAUGGAAGAGGUGCCUUCCUUACAGCCACUACCCUGAAGUUUGAUCCAAAUCAAGUCCAAGGUAUUUGGGCUCCACUAGAUGAUGUAACGUGCACGGCUAUAAAUCACAGGUAUCGCUUGGUUGCAUUUGGCCGGCGUAAUUCGCAUGCGGAUGUUUACACUAUUGAUGAAACAACUGGUGGAUUACAACUUUCCCACACCCUGCAGCUCAGCAGCAAAGAUUUCCCCGGUUCACCUGGUCCUGUUCAGCUGCUCAAGUGGAGCCCAGACGGCUGCUGUUUGGCCCUUUGCUGGGCAGAGGGAGCUGUUUCUUUAUGGUCCACUUUUGGCGCGUUGUUACUUUGCACGCUUAACUGGGACUAUGGUUCAGCUCAACAUCAUUCUUUGACCGUUCGCGCUAUGGACUGGGGCAUCGAAGGCUAUCAACUCUGGAUGAUAUCUUUGUCCGGCGAUGUACUGACUCAGAUGGAGUUGCUGAAAUCACCUUUGACAGCUAACCCUUGCAUGAGCUCUAAAGAAAGGCUUUAUCUUCAUGGACAGGACCGAAUAUACAUAAACAUAAGUGACACAAGUCCGCGCCGAACUACAUCUUCUAGCGGUGGCGAUUCUGGUGCAUUACUAAGCAGCAAACAGUGGCUCGUAGUGCAAGCACCAUCGGCGUACAUGGCCGGCAAUUGGCCAUUAAGGUUCGCUACAUUGGAUGCCAAAUGCGAAAACCUUGCCGUGGCUGGUCGGACGGGUUUUGCCUUAUAUUCUUUUGCCACUCGACGCUGGAAACUGUUUGGAAACGAGUCUCAAGAACGUGAUUUUGUCGUAGCCGGAGGGCUUUUGUGGUUAGGUUCUGGAGGCCAAGCGCAUGUGGUUAUGGGCUGUUACAAUAUCGGUGCUGAUCGAGACGAAAUCCGACUCUAUCCACGUGACAAUCCUCGACUUGACAAUGCUUCCUGCACCAUACAACAAGUGGCGGGACAAAUUCUCCUGCUUAACAUGAUGCGGGAUACGUUAUUAGUUUACACCUCAGACUGUCAUAUUAGUCUUUUUGAAGCGGAGGUAUCAGGAAGUGGACAGCUUCAGUUAUCUCGUACACAAGAAAUUGACGUCAGUACGCUCGGUUUACAUCCUGCAUGCUUAGUGGCAGCCACAUUGACUAGCUUGAGUCAUGCCACGGAGCCUCAACAAACACACGGGUCGUCUUGUCAGCAAAAUAUUUUGCUCAACGUGUGCGGCCGUGUUCUCCUUAUACAGCGUAGCGAAGGACCGGACGAAAGUGACGAAGGGUCAGCCUACUACUCUGCGCCUACCGUACUGGCUUCAAGUGUUGAAAUUCUUUGGGUUCCCAAUCCCGAUAGAUUGUGUCCACGUAAACCACACUUAACGCAAGCGUUGUGGCUUUGUUGUGGUGCUCAUGGUAUGCGCGUUUGGCUCCCGCUCUAUCCACGUGAAGGCGACAAAGGACACCAUGCCUUCAUGUCCAAGCGGAUCAUGUUGCCAUUCCAGCUACACAUUUAUCCAUUGUCCGUUCUUUUUGAGGAAGCCAUUCUUAUAGGAGUCGAAACGGACACCUUACUUUAUCCUUCCAGUGGAACUUCGGAAAAUCCGUGGCUCAUUCCUUUGUGCGUAAUAGAACGCAACAGCCAAGUAUAUCUUCACCACAUUUUUCGACAAUUGAUUCGGCGCAACUUAGGAUUCCAUGCUUGGGAGAUCGCCCGUGGUUGCACUGCUUUACCCUAUUUCUCCCAUUCAUUGGAGCUGCUUUUGCAUGAGGUGCUAGAAGAGGAAGCAACAAGCAAAGAGCCCAUACCCGAUGCUUUAUUACCAAGCGUGCUCGAAUUCAUCCAAGAAUUUCCCGUUUAUCUAAAAACUAUUGUCCAGUGUGCACGGAAAACAGAAGUGGCUCUUUGGCCUUAUCUUUUCGGUGCUGGGGUAGCCGCCAAUCCUCGCCAACUGUUUCAGCGUUGUCUGGAUUCGAAGCAGUUGGAUUUGGCCGCUUCUUAUCUCAUUAUUUUGCAAAAUAUGGAACCUGUAUCAAUCAGUCGACAGUACGCCACUGUACUCUUGGAUGCUGCGCUUGAAAACUGUAGUUGGGAUCUGGCCAAAGAGCUGGUCCGCUUUUUACGUGCCAUCGAUCCCAGCGAUGCUGACUCAGCGACGCCCAGUUUCUCGUCGGCCUGGAAGCCUGGAUCGGCUCCUAGUCCUGCGGGAUCUCUCCUACCAUCAAAAAUUAGCUUGGGCUCGCAGACACCUCCAGUGAGUCCCAACCCCGAGGAUUUUAAUUUUUUAUUGGGAUCUACCGUUCACCGUCCUGGAAGUCGGACCGCUGGAAGCAUGAAAUCUCCGUCUUCGGAAACUAAUGCCGGAUUUCAUCGUGAAAUCACUCGCUCAAUUAGCGAAACAAUUCCAAUUAGCAAAAACUUUUCUACCCCACCAGCAGGGAAGGAAGUUCCGCCCAGGAAGAAAUCAGCUCCGGUUAAUUCUCAUCCAAUUACGAUCACAGCAGAACACGAUCCACCAGAUCCAUCACUAGAAGAACUCUAUAUGGACUUGAUUUUACAACGACAUGUUCGUCGUCUACUCUCAGCCGGUCGUCUGAGGGAUCUCGGCUACUUGGUUGCUCAUUUUGAAUGCCCAUUAGUGAACUGGCUGAGUAGAGAGAGAAUGAGAGCAGCCCGGGUGGAUGAUUUUGUUAGCGCCCUACGCCGUUUACAUACAGAUUUUAACUGGCCUUUCCCUACAGUGAGUAGUCAGAUCGUUCGGAAAUUAUCCAACCGUAGUAUAUCGCUUGAAGAGAAGUUGCAAGCAUUGGAAGUGGAUGUCACCGCUGCCCCUGUAAUGACAUCGGCUCAAUCUGAUCCUCCUUAUCAGCUAAAUGGUGACGCCUUACUCGAACCGAUUAAUGGUGGACUGUUGCUUCAAACAGUUGAAGCGCAGUUAAAACCUCAUGUUCCUUCCCAGGAAGAAUGGAGCGUCCAAAGUGAAGGGGAUCAAAUGAGUCUGGCUGGCGAAGAUCGUCUUAACGAUCUAGAUGGCUUGCAAGAAUCUUCGUGGGGCGUGCACACGAUGACGCUAGAAGUAGCAUCGGCUGCCGCUGCUAUUAACGAACCACUCCAGAAAGCCAACGCCCAAUCAGAAUUGCAAUUGAGAUAUCUGCUACAACUUUUCACCGAGGCUGACUGUUUGGAUUGGGCGUUGAUCUUGGCUGUGACCCUUCGAGACGCUAUGGCGGUUCUAAGGCUAGUCAGUAUGAUGAGAAGUGCUUUAAAUAGUUGUCAGCCAUCAAACCAGGCUGCAACGAUUGAAGUUGUCACGCGACUGAGAGAUGCGUUGCUAGCUUUGUCACAUUGGGCAGAGACGGAUUGCCAAGGCUAUCGACCUUUUAUGAAUGUCAUCUACGGGCAAGUGGGUAUUUUAACUAAACUUAUUCUGCCUCAAAGCAAUGGCCCGUUGACUUUACCCGCGGAACCAAGCGUUGUCUUAGAAUCUGGAGCAGCAACGCAGGGUACUGGCACUAAAUCGCGCCAUACUUCUGUGACUUUAUUGACGCCAUUGGGUCGCGUCCCGGAAGAGGAUAUGGAUAUUCCGGUUUUUAAGACCAAUGGUAAAUUGGACCUACCACCUGAAGGUGCUUUGUUGCAGCUCUCGCACCAGUUGGAGCAAUCAACGAAAAAAGAGCAGCAAGUCAAUCAACAUCAAGGCGAACCAGUACCAGCUCAACAGGGCUCCAGCUGUGUUAUUUCAUAAUCGCUUCUCUAUUUGUGCCACUCAGUAACUCGAUUUGGAUCUGUUUUCCACUCUCUUUUGUUUUUGAUUUGACAUUUGACUCGGAUUUCCAUUCCUAUGUCUAUUUCCCAAAUUGUUCUUGUUAUUCACCUCAAAACUUCAGAGCAGCUCGGUACAAAGCAAGAAGACGGGAAAUAGAAAGAAGAAUCAAACACUCUUCAACAUUGUGCGCUAUCGACAAACCGAUGUUGUGAAAUUUCAGUUUUCUUAACGAGACAUUCUGAUGAUAACGGGUCGGCCAUAGAGUACAGACAAAAAAUUGUAUAGAAAAAAAAAUUACUUUGUGUUUGUGCCUUAAAAAUUACGAAAUACAAAGGAGGGAUUCGUGUCCUAUUAUUACACCA